ACCUGCACAGCUCACCACUGUGGGGAAACGCUGCUGCUUGUGGAUUCAGGACUUGUGCAUGGACCUGCAGAACCUGGAGCGGGCUCGGGAUGACCUGCGCUUUCGGGGUGUAAAAGGCACCACUGGCACUCAAGCCAGCUUCUUGCAGCUCUUUGAGGGAGACCACAGUAAAGUUGAAGAGCUGGACAGAUUAGUGACUGCAAAGGCAGGAUUUAAGCGGGCUUAUAUGGUCACAGGGCAGACCUAUAGUCGCAAGGUGGAUAUUGGAGUCCUGUCUGUGCUGGCCAGUCUUGGGGCAUCUAUACACAAGAUUUGUACUGACAUUCGUCUUUUGGCCAACCUGAAGGAAAUAGAGGAGCCUUUUGAGAAAGACCAGAUUGGUUCAAGUGCUAUGCCUUACAAGAGGAAUCCAAUGCGUUCAGAACGCUGCUGCAGCCUGGCUCGACACCUGAUGACUCUGGUGCUGGAUCCCCUCCAGACAGCUUCAGUGCAGUGGUUUGAACGAACGUUGGAUGACAGCGCCAACAGGCGCGUGUGUCUUGCUGAGGCUUUCCUCACAGCUGACAUCAUUCUGAGUACACUGCAGAAUAUCUCCGAGGGACUUGUGGUAUAUCCAAAGGUGAUUGAGAGGAGGAUCCAGCAGGAGCUGCCAUUCAUGGCCACAGAGAAUAUAAUCAUGGCGAUGGUGAAAGCAGGGGGCAAUCGUCAGGAUUGCCACGAGAGGAUUCGUGUUCUCUCCCAGCAAGCAGCUGCUGUUGUGAAACAGGAAGGGGGUGAUAAUGACUUCAUUGCCCGUGUCCGUGCUGAUCCUUACUUCAGCCCUAUCCAUAAACAACUUGAAAGCCUGUUGGAUCCCUCCUCCUUCACUGGGCGUGCUCCUCAGCAGGUGGCAAAGUUCCUGAAGGAGGAGGUUCGACCAGCGCUGAUUCCCUACCAAAGCAAGAUGAGUGGGAAAAUUGAGUUGGCACUUUAGGUAUAUUCUGCAAAGGUGUGUGGGCACAGGAAGAUAAUAAAAGCCUUAUUGAACCAA
Molecule: messenger RNA, 1030 nt
Organism: Pterocles gutturalis (yellow-throated sandgrouse)
Lineage: Eukaryota; Metazoa; Chordata; Aves; Pterocliformes; Pteroclidae
Gene: ADSL
Product: adenylosuccinate lyase
Exons: 9
Biological process (GO): 'de novo' AMP biosynthetic process
Cellular component (GO): cytosol
Molecular function (GO): (S)-2-(5-amino-1-(5-phospho-D-ribosyl)imidazole-4-carboxamido) succinate lyase (fumarate-forming) activity; N6-(1,2-dicarboxyethyl)AMP AMP-lyase (fumarate-forming) activity
Source: RefSeq, a predicted model, not a curated record